Molecule: messenger RNA, 1225 nt
Organism: Pneumocystis murina B123
Lineage: Eukaryota; Fungi; Ascomycota; Pneumocystomycetes; Pneumocystales; Pneumocystaceae
Exons: 10
Coding region: 1-1200 (399 amino acids)
Biological process (GO): phosphatidylcholine biosynthetic process
Source: RefSeq, a predicted model, not a curated record
AUGAAUUCUGAUGAUAUUUCUCAAACACAAUCACAAAGAAAAAAAUUAUCUCUUUCUGAUUAUAUUGGAGAUGACGAUUUAGAAUUUUCAAUUUUAACAUUUUUUGGUGUAUUUGAUUCUAUUUCUAAUGUUCCCAUAAAAACAUUAGGUAAUUUGAAUCGUCAUGUUCGUAAAAAAAGAGAUGAAUUUAGAGAGAAUAAAGUUAGGCCUUUACAGAAAAAAGUUGAUAAAGAAUUAGAGAAAAUAAAAGGACGCGUGACCGAUAAAGUUGAUAAAUUACAGAGAAAAUGGGUAGAUGGGAGUAUGAUUAGGACAAGGAAUAAAGUUGCGUUUGUUCUUGGUGUUGGAAAUGUAUUUUUUUCUGCUUUAUUAAUAGGAAUGUCUCCUCAACACCUUCAUCUUUGGUAUUCGGUUCAAAUUUUAUAUUUUAUGCCUUUAAGAUAUAUUACAUAUCAUCGUAAAGGGAUGCAUUAUUUUAUUGCUGAUUUAUGUUAUUGGGUUAAUAUGAUGUUACUUCUUUAUCUUUGGGUCUUUCCUUCUUCGAAGUUUCUUUUUGUUUCUACUUAUUUUCUUUCUUUUGGAUCUUUAUCUUGGGCAAUUAUUGCUUGGAAAAAUUCUCUUGUUUUUCAUUCUAUGGAUAAAGUUACAAGCUUAUUUAUUCAUAUAUUUCCUCCGACUGUUUUGCAUACAAUUAUUCAUAUUGUUCCUAUAGAAUAUACUUAUAAAAGGUUUCCUGUACUGGAAGAAUUGACAGAUAUUGAUAUAUUUCCUGCAUUUAUAGCAACUUCUAUUGCCUAUUUUAUUUGGCAGGCUUUAUAUUAUAUUUUUAUUCAAGUUAGAAGACGAGAAAAAAUUUCUGCUGGAAGACCUACAUCUUUUACAUGGCUUUUAAAAAGUUAUUCAAAUACAUGGAUAGGAAAGCUUAUGUUGAAACUUCCUGAACCUACUCGUCCCUUUGCUUUUAUGGCAAUACAGUAUAUGUAUACUUUAAUAACUAUGGCUCCUUGUCCUUGGUGGUAUUCUCAUAAGAAGUUUUCAACAAUAUUUCUUUCAUCUUUAUUUGCAUGGAGUGUUUGGAAUGGUGCAUCUUACUAUGUUGAUGUAUUUGGUCGACGUUUUCAGAAAGAACUGGAAGAUCUUCGAAGAGAAGUUAGUACUUAUGAAAAUUUUAAUGUUUUAUAUCCAUCAAAAGUUGAUUAAUGAUUUCUGACAAUUCAUUUUUAAA